AUGGAUCCAUUGACAAAUGCGUUUGCAAACAAUCUUUAUUCGAUUAAAGAAGUAACUCAGGAUUCUCUGAAGUCCAUUUUGGAACAUUGUAUCGCUAAUCCUUCCCCAGAAAAUUUAUGGACACUUUCAAGAUUUAUACAAUUAGCACCUGCUUCAGUAUUAAAACCCAACAUUGACAAGAUUUCCAAAUUAACUAUACCAAAUCGCCAGAAAAUGUUAUCGGCUUCGUUCGCUUCUUCACAUUUAAUAAUGAGAUCUGAUGAAAUUGGCCAAACAGACGCCUACAAAUGGGUAAAGAGCAUGCCAUGGCCUACAAAUCCCCUCCAUGCAUCAUACAUAUACAAUAUCAUCGCUCGUCCUUCAUUCUGUUCUAGUUUACCAACUAUAUGGAGUUUGCUUCAAUCAAGUAACGGAAUGAUUCAAAAACAUGCUGCUGGAGCCAUUGCAAAGUCAGCCAAGAGCCCAGCGAACUUUCUUCGCAGAGUUUUAGCAACAAUCACUCCUGAUUCGCCGCCUGAUGUUCAAAGGCUGGAUAUACAAAAUCCUACGCCUACUCUUGUUCGUGGCUUGAUAUUAAUUGCUGGAUGUUUGACACAGCAUCAAAUUUCUGCAUCAGAAUAUUCAAAACCACUGCUUGCAGUUAUUUCAACAGUUCCCAACACAAAAUCGGAAAAGGAUACAGCUAUUCUUGCUCAAGAACUGCUUUCGAGAGUCAUUGUUCAACAACCUUCAGCUUUUCAUACAACAGAUUUUUAUUCCCCCGCAUUAGUCCAAAUACGUCAGAAUAAUUUAUCUCCUACCUUCUUACAAGCUAUUUUAGCCGUUUUUGGUCUUUCUGCCGUUAGAAAAUUUGUUGUUCCUUUAAUUCAGAGAUGGAUUGACAGUGUUAAGACAUCUUUAUCGUAUUUAGAAGUUAUUGCGCCAUACUCUGGAUUCUUACCUCCGCAAGUUCAAAUUGAAAUUCAUUCUGCGCUUAUAGAGUUACUUAAGAAGAAGCCAUAUGAUAGAAGGCUCAUAGAUAUCAUUUCAUUGUACAUGGAGAACUCCCAUCCAUCAGAAUCUCCGUAUUUCAGCACAUUUAUAGAAAUUAUCAAAGAAUAUCAUGGAGAAACAAGUAUUAUGUCAUUCUUACAUCCACUUUUCGAGCCAAAGAGUGAACCAGUCAGACAUCCUCAUAGAAAAGUCAUGAUUGUUCCUCAAAUCGAAAUGAAAGAAGCAUUCGUUCAAGCUGAGGUUCCAAAGAGAAACAUUAUCAUUCAAUGCGAUGUGAAACGCGAUAUAAGACCGAUUUCUCAGCCAAAAUCAGCAUUUGCUGUACAAACAAGCAAAUCCGAAAUAGAAAAGCCAAAUUUCGUAACAGCAGCAGAGAAGAUUGCCUCCAUAAAGGAAAAGAAAGUUGAACCUGAACCUGAAAUUGAUAUUGAUAUAGAUAUUAAUAUGGAUUCACCUGAUAAUACUGAUGAUGACUCUGAUGAGUAA
This is a messenger RNA of Trichomonas vaginalis G3, 1479 nucleotides long. RefSeq names its product armadillo (ARM) repeat-containing protein family. The coding region runs from base 1 to 1479 and encodes 492 amino acids. NCBI's taxonomy places the organism in Eukaryota, Parabasalia, Trichomonadida, Trichomonadidae. The record is from RefSeq and is a predicted model, not a curated record. The transcript has a single exon.